This is a messenger RNA of Lymnaea stagnalis (great pond snail), 4206 nucleotides long. NCBI's taxonomy places the organism in Eukaryota, Metazoa, Mollusca, Gastropoda, Lymnaeidae. The record is from the annotation of a GenBank genome assembly.
CUCAUCGGGAUCAAGGUGUAACAAACUUUAUGAAAUGUAUUUCAACCAUUAUUUGUUAAAAAUUGCAAUUACAUUUUGUAAAUAAUUAAAUAAACGAAUCCUUGUAUGGCAUCAUUAAUUAAUGCAAUUAUUAGUUAGAAAAGAUCAUAACUUGAAAGUACCUAAAAUAGAGUUAUAAAAAUUGUUAUCAAGAUUGUCAAAGAUGUGAACGAAUUCAGACGGAAUGUUAAAUGAAUUCUUACAUAAAUUGUUCAUUACAGAUAUCACCAAGGAACUCAUUCAUCCACCGUGUGUUAACUAAAAGUAAGUCAUAAAGAAAUACUGGACUGGGAGAGAAACUUACCGGAACAAACAGAUGAUUACAAAAUAGUUAAAAAAAUAAUUUGAUUAUUGAUUUGCAAUGUUCAAUUUAUAAUGUUUAUCAAUAGGAGACGCAAUGAUAUUCAGAUUUCUUAACUUUACAGCAAGUUUAUAACUCUUACACCAUUAUGUUAAAUUAGUUCAUUAUAAAAGACUGUAAGACUUAUAUUCACUAUAAAACGAUUUUGUAUGUAUAUUUCCAUUUAUAUAUCUCUGAAGCUGCCUCUGUCUAAAAUUAUUUUAAUCUAUCUAUGUCGAAAUCAGUAUAUACUAUUAAAUAUUUUUUUUUCUUCAAUCUUUUAUUAAGUUACGUCUAAAUUGUAAUGAUCGUAACUUAGGUCGAUGGAAAUGAGCGCAACUAUAACCGCAUCUUAUCUAAAGUCAAGGGUUUAUCUUGUUUAUUUGAUAAUUGUAAGAAAUGGAGCAAGUCAUGCAAAAAAAUGUCUGCCCUUGAUUUCGUCUUGACAUAUUAUGUGAUCGAGACUUAGUUCAACAAAUACGCUAAGUUCUAUAACCCUCCAGUCAUGUUUCUUCCCCUUGAAAAUCGUGUUAAACUCAUGGGAACGACGUAUGAAGUGCCAAGGGCAGACAAUCACCGAAUGUCCCAUUCAGACCUAACAUGUCGCGCGUUAUUUAUAAAAUACAGAUUAGCAUAAAUAUGUGAUUAGCGCGUUGCGUCUGAACAUGGAUCUCCUUACGACCAAGCCACCUUCAGCUACGCCGCGUUCACGUGUAUCGGUACGCGGAGACUCGGAUGAAUGACCGUCGCCCAUCAGAUCAUUUGUAACGGGAUCAAUGAUAAUGGGAUCAAUGCUUACGGGGGGUCUGUUACCCUGUUUAUCCACAGUGGGGAUCUCACACAUUUUGUUAAUCAACAGCGGGGAUCCCGCACACUAUAGGCCGCGGUUUAUUUUUCCCAGUGACCUAAGAAAACGGUUCUGUUGGGAUUUGAUUCUAUCAUUGUCGAGAAAUUUUGUUGCAGGUCGCCAACAUGAGUUCAGUGACUGACCUGACCAGUGUGUAUUCAUGCGUUGGCCUGAUGGGCAUUCGAUGUCUAAAAUAAGAUAACGGAUAAACCCUAAGAAAAUGUUGAAGCAACAGAAACCAUAUAAUACAAACAAAUAUUUAUGUCCAUUCUUUUUUUUCCAUUCUGUUCAACAUCUAGGGUAAAGUCUUACCUUCCUAAUGUUUACAUCUAAUAUAACACUAAAUUUUCUUCAUAAAUAUAUAACCUAAAGAUGACGUUUGAUGACGCUUAGAAGAUAUUGAUGGUAGUUUUAAGCAAGUUAAAAGUUAUUGAUGGUAUUUUUAAGCAAAGUUAAAAGUUAUUAAUGGUAUUUUUAAGCAAGUUAAAAGUUAUUGAUUGUAUUUUUAAGCAAAGUUAAAGUUAUUAAUGUUAUUUUUAAGCAAGUUAAAAGUUAUUGAUGGCAGUUUAAAAAAUGUACUUAAUAAAUGCUAAUUAUUGAGUGUUCUAAAAUUGGGGAUUGUGUAUAAUGGAUGUUGUACAAGAUAUAUAAUAUAGUAAUUGUUGUUCGUCGGUGUUCCAUAGGAUUUGAUUGCUCGAGGAUGCAUGAGAGAUGAAUUAAUGGACUUCUUGUAGUUAGUUUGUCAUUAAGACUUCAGAAUGUUGUUUGAAUGAUGUUAUAUAGUGGCUAUUUUUAUGUGGAAUGUUGUAUAAGAAUAUAAUGGUGUAGUUUUAUAGCAGAUUUUGUGCAUAAUCGAGACACCUGUGCAGUUUGUAAAAAAAAAAUAAAAAAAAUAUAGACUGCAAGUUUUCAACUCGACUAACAUGAUGAUUGCAAAUAAGAACGAAGAUAGCAACCGUUAAACUAUUUGAACUUUUGACUAUAGUCACCAGGAGUAAAUUUUAUUACAAAUAUCUGAUGAGAGACUUUAUAUUUAAAUCUUGGUUACACUGACGACCUCUUCUUAUCUUCUCACUCCCAUCAUUCAAGUGCCUUUGGAUAAAUACAUCCAACAAAUACAAAAGACCAAGCUGUGGGCACACAGACGCAACAGCACGGCCCAGAAGCAACUCAUGGGGCGACUCAAACACUUGGAACAAGAUUACGAAAGUAACUGCAGACAAUAUCUUAGAAACAAGAUCAGGUACAAUAAUAUAUGUUGUUAUUGGAUAGUGUGUAUCUAUGUUUACGUAUAUAUUGACAUAUUUUUGCUUAUGUUUAACUUUGUUUGCUUACGUUUGUUCAUAUGCGUGUGAACGUACACAAGUUGAGUUAAACCAUUUUCUGUUUACUAGCAAAAUGUUUGACAUGAGCUAGAACACUAAAAACAGUUAUACGGAAACAAAUGAUGUUGAUGCAAAAGAAAGCUUAUAAUUCUAACAUAAAUUAUCUAUGUGUGUAGUCCAAAUAAAUGAAGCUUUGAAAAAAAUGGAUAAUGACGUAGAUUGAAUAUUCAGGAUGAAAAGAUUUAGAUUUUUUUGUUUUUACAGAAUCCAAUCAGAGCUGAGGGACUUAGAGGCACUACCCAGUUGUGAUGAUAAGGAUGAGGUUGCCAGGAAAACGGAGCGAGUCAACGGUAGGAAUGGGAUGCCUCUCAUUUCCUCUAACAUGUCCCCGCGCAACAGAGCCACUUCUGAGAGAAACGAACAAUCCAACGGGAGUUACCGAAAUAGCGUUACAGGCACCCCGGCGACUGUGUCAUCACAUACACCAACAUCCUUUUCAACAAGCACACCAACAUCCUUUUCAACUCGGACUCCGUCAAGAAACACGUCAUCAAAGCUGUCAGUGGCCAGAUGUAUCUCCGUUGUGAGUGCUGUCGACGCCACGGAUGGACACGUUGAAGUGAACGACCAAAAUAUCAGCACUGCGUCUGCCGACAGCUCGUCAGCUUCAUUCAGAGACAGCGUGCCGAGAGGAACAUGGAGCGGUUCCACAAAGUCCAGCCCAAGGAUGGCACGAUUCUCUUCCCUACGUUCCGAAACAGGAAAGCCAAAAACGUCAGACAUUUCAAUGGAUUCCAUCACAAGACCUAAUCUAAUGAGUAAAUCCACUGAGAGUUUAUGUAAAUACAUUGAAACCAGAUCUGCGCCACACGAUUGCAAUUAUUUCCCGUGUAAAGUGCCAGAAACGUAUCACACACUAGGUUACAGGCGUGAAGAUCUAUGCACCUGGAUUAACGACUCUUUAAGGUCACGCUCCGAGGUCACGUACUCACCGUGUCCGGUUGAUGAACCUGUACAUCAACGAAUAUUGACCAACGGAAAAUCAGUUUACUUCGAAACCUGUUCAAAUUCUCGUGACACUUUAUGCAAUUCUGAACAGGCUCCUACAUUACGGAGCACUGUUUAUCCAAAGUGGUGUAAAAAUAAAUCCUUAAAAGUUUUUAAAUUCCAAGAACCCGAAGGUCCACUAUUUACUGCAAAACCACGUGACCCAAUUUUAGACCAAAUUCGAAGUGGCGCCACCAAGCCCUUGGACGAGCCUCGUUGUACUACUCGCACUACAGUACGAGCCAAGAUUCGAGGGCUUAAACAGCUGGUCACUGAAAUGAGGGCUAGGAACGAGCGUACGAGACCUGUCGACUGGGCAAUCAACUAUGGCGCUAAAAUGCCAACAAGAUUAUUGCUAAAUCCCGUGUUUCCUGUCGGCAGUGGAUGACUUGUCGACGAUAUUGUAGAACUUUUAUUUCUCAUCCGACAGUGGCAAACUCUCGACACCACGUGUUCGCCUUGAGACCUACGGAAAGCGCACUUUGGCAUUUGCUGGUCCAACAAUUUGGAACACCCUUCCUGUCGAUCUCAGAAACAAUCAGACACUGGAGUCUUUUAAAACCGAUUUAAAGACACAUCUAUUUCGCAAACACUUUCUGGGAUGAUUG